Molecule: messenger RNA, 1056 nt
Organism: Psilocybe cubensis
Lineage: Eukaryota; Fungi; Basidiomycota; Agaricomycetes; Agaricales; Agrocybaceae
Exons: 1
Coding region: 1-1056 (351 amino acids)
Source: RefSeq, a predicted model, not a curated record
AUGGACAUGCUUGCUAUUUCACCUGCGCCUGCUUCCGCUCCCUCCUCGUCCUUCUUGUCUGCUGCAGCUGUGCAGAAUUCGUUGAGUCCUUUUCGGGAUAGGGAUGGAGGUCAGAAUCGCGAUCGAGAUCGAGGGCGAGGGCGGAGUCAGAGCCAGAGUCAGGGUCAGGCUGGAAACUGGACCCGAGAAUUAAACCAAUACCAAUACCAAUACCAAUACCAAUACCGGGGCGGCAACGCGAACACGAACGCGAACCAAAACAUGAACCCGAACUUGAAUUCAACCUCAGAUGCGAACGCGAACGCGAAAAUAAACACAACCCCAAACCCGAACCCGAGCACAAAUGCAAACGCGAACGGAAAAGGGAAGGGAAAAAGCAACACGAGCGCGAGCACGACAUCUAUGGGACGUGGCCCAGCACCUGCUCCGCCGCCUUCGAUAGCGCUGCCUACGCCUGUCACGACGCCCACGAGUGAUACAGGUGUUAAUACGACUGCUAAAGUGAAUGCUGAGAUGGCUUCACCCAAGGACAUAGCGGAACAGACAUCCUCAACAUCGUCCGAGCUCAACUUCACCUCCAUCUUCGAGUCCACCUCGAAUUUAAACUUAAACUUGAAUUUGGAUUUUAGUUCGCGUUCGAGUUCGAGUUCAAAUUCGAAUUCGUAUUCGGGUUUGAAGAGGGACGAUAGUCCAUCAUCCGUGGUUACUGGAAUGCAACCAUCACGAUCCAAUUUUUCUCAGAGUCAGAAUCCUUCCCUCUCUCGAAAUAUCUCUCGAUAUCCCUCGCUCUCCAAAAAUUCUUCACAUGACCGCGACCCCCUUCCCAACCACAGCCACAGCUACAACCUCCACAACCAGGACAGUACCACUCUCUUCAUCCAAGAAGUUGACGCGUGGCUGAUCAAGAUCCGAAGGCGGGUAGAAGAGCUAGAGAGACGGCAUCGGCGGCAUAUAUCGGUGUCGCAGGGUGGGUGGUGGACGCCUGCGCCUGUUAGCGUUAGUAUUGGUGGGGGUGGAAGUAGUGGAAAAGAUAAGGGAAAGGGAAAGGAGUGGUAA